UGAAAUGUUACAAUAUAUUAUAUUUAUUCUCAUUAUUUACCAAUACGUAACUGCUAAUGACGUUCAUGAUACCAAUGAAAAGAUACAAGAACUUGAAAAAGAAAAAAAUGAUCUGUUCAAACGAAUUAAUGAAGCAAUAGAAGAAAGUAUUAAAUCUUUACAAAAAUCAAAUGAAACGGAUGCCUUACUUGGACUGAAGUACAUGUCUGAUCUUAAGGAACAUUUAAAGGAAGCAAACGAAACUAUUGUUGAUGUAAACGAAAAUAGGAUUAAUGUUUCAGACGUCAAUAGUAGAAGAAAGUUACGACAUAGGAUGAAGAAAAAUGACCCUUUCGAUUUUGAGACAAUUUUAAAACCAAAAAAAAUGAAAGUUAAAGAAUGGAAAGAAAUAGUGUUGGACCGGACGAAGAUGCAAAAUCAAUUGAACGAAUGGAUUCUGAAAAGGCAAAAAGAAAAAGAGCGCCUUCAAGAACAGAAACUUUACAAAAAGGGACUGAUAUCGUCAGGAAAAUUCGAGAAGUGUCCUAGAUUUGGUUAUCAAGGAAUGAAAAAAAAGGUUGGCAAAGAUAAAGAAAAAAUAAAACACUGCAAAGAAAUAAUAACUGGCUCCGAUCUGGAUGAGGCUUACAAAAAAUGUAUCAGUCUAACUAAAACUCCAGUAACGACAACAGAUAUAUAUGACAAUAUAAAAUUAUCCGACUAUAUGAAAAACGCAAAAAAGAAUAAGUAUCCGUGUUGUAGGAAGUGCUGUAAAAAAUCGUACAUGGGGUGUCUUUGAUGACGUACUAAUAGUACAAGAGGGCACAUUCGUUAUAUGCUUAGAACUAUAAACGCAAUAAUAUUAAAAUAGCUAUUAACAAAAUUAUAAUUAUGCAGAGAUAGACAGGCACACGAAACAGAUAUUUUUUUUUAUAAAAUGCUAUUUUUAAAUCAUGUAGUCCAUAAAGUAGACGACUUCCAUUACAAUUGAAACUGCUUAUUCAAAUUAAGUAUCACGCUUACUUAUUGAUAGUCAAAAUAAAAUUAAGAACCUACAUCCGGUUCAAAAAGAAACUCAGAAACUGACCUGAGAAAACUGGCAAAAGAUAUUCAGCGAUUUUUUUUAUGUCAAUUUCUGUAAUUGUUUAUGGUAUUCAAUAUUAUAAAGAAAAAAACCAAGAGGCGAUU
Messenger RNA from Vanessa atalanta (red admiral), 1167 nucleotides. RefSeq lists its product as uncharacterized. NCBI's taxonomy places the organism in Eukaryota, Metazoa, Arthropoda, Insecta, Lepidoptera, Nymphalidae. The transcript has a single exon. The record is from RefSeq and is a predicted model, not a curated record. The coding region runs from base 5 to 778 and encodes 257 amino acids.